AAACAAGCAAGCUCGACUUUGGCGGCCCGUCGCGCGCUCCUACGGACGUGCUGAGCCUGCUGUGUUUGUGCACGCAGGUCUACGUCCCUCAAGUUUACGAAUCUGCAUCGGUGCCGCCUGCGCAUCGCGCCGAAGCGACAAAUCGCCAGCAGUCCUCAAAUCAGCAGCCAUGGCCGCGAUCGACGCCGCCCUCGCGUCGGGCAAAGACGUCGUCGACGCUUCAAUAGCAUCAAGAGAAGCCGAGCUCGCGGAACGAGGCGAGUUCACGUACGUCCUCAUCCCGCACGAGGCGCACAGGCCGAUGGUCGAGUACAAGCACCCGAAGAACACGACGCUGGAAGAUGACGAUUUACGAGAAGCGCUGAAGCUCCACUUCUCUAACAGUGGCACGCUGACGGAAGAGCAAUUAGCCGCGUACUGCCUAAGCCUCAAGCAGCAGAUCCACGCCAAGGACCCGGAGUGCGAGGUGCGGGACCGGGAUUUGUUAGCUGUCGCUCACGGUGUCUCCGUGGACACCUUCGCACUAACCGUACCGGACAAGGAGCACCAGCGCGCUGUCAGUUUGUAUUGCGACGACAAGGGCCACGCGAAGAACGCGCCGGUCAAUGCGCGAGCCUGCGGCCUCGCGCGGGCCUGCGGCCACGCGGACCAGCAGUUCCGGGGGGAUUGUUUCGUUUCCAGGUAUUUUGACGACGAGGACGCGUGGCUUCGGGAAGACUUCACGAUUGAAGAUAUGAAGAGUGACGCUCCGUGGGUUAAGGAUCAAAAGAGCAUCUCCAAGAAGUCGCCGGGCGGCAUGGCGUCGCUGUCCGACAUGUACGCGAAGUUGGGUCAGGCGAACAGUGGUCAAGCACCGGUCAAGUUCGACCAGAGCGAGGAGGAGAAGCGCAUCCUAGCGCUGGAACGGGGCGGCGACGGCUACACCUGGACGCAGACGCAGACGGAGGUCGAGGUUAGGGUUUAUGUACCUUCUGGUACUCGAGGCAAGGACGUGACCGUGUCCAUCAAACGGAACGCGUUGAUCGUGAAGCACGGGGCUUCAUCUCUAUUGCAUGUUGAUAGAUUGACAGCCCCGAUCGACGUCGACGAGUCGACGUGGUACAUGGGCGACGACUGCGUGAUCUGCGCGCUCGAGAAAGCCCGAUCGGGGGCCUGGGACGAGAUCGGGGACCGGGCGUUGAAGUAAGUAACUUGUGGUAUCGGA
Messenger RNA from Pelagomonas calceolata, 1204 nucleotides. The record is from the annotation of a GenBank genome assembly. Lineage: Eukaryota; Pelagophyceae; Pelagomonadales; Pelagomonadaceae.